AUGGAGGAUGCUGAAUUAAAUGCACUGGAAUCUUACUUUACGAUUGAAAAUGACCAUGUCUGUCUAAAUAAAGGUGUGAUUACCGAUUUAGAUGAUGAAGGUGGCUCAGCCUCAAGUGGUUGUGCGAUUACUAGUACACCUGGUAUCGGAAAAACAUUUUUUGGUCUAUAUCUACUCUUUUACAUUCGCUACAAUUACCCUGAUGCCAUAAUAGUCUGGCAAUUUGCCGAAAAAAUUUGUUAUCAAUUCUCACCGGACGGUAAUGUGCAAAAAGGAGAUAUUAGCCUGUUUGACAAGACACUGGAUAAUCCUAAUAACUUCCUUCUAGUUGAUGCGCAAGCUUUGACAUUUCAAUGUGAUGCAUAUAUGAUUUUGUUCACAUCGCCGAAAUUAGAAAGAUUCAAUGAGGCUGUUAAAUGGCAAGGUUUUACUCAAUACUACAUGCCGGUUUGGGAUCGAGAAGAAAUCAUCACGCUUUGGUCCCUUCAAUAUAAGAAUAAGAAAAAUAGUAAAGGUGAAGAGUUCACACUUGAAUUAGUUGGGGAAUUGUUAGGCAAGUGGGGUCCAAUACCCAGGUCAGUUCUUUUAAAGUGGGACGAUGUGGCAUAUCAGCGGAAAUACCAACAAUUAAUUGAUGAAGUCAACUUAGAAGAUUGUAUAAACUCUAUUGAUAAGUCAGGCAUGUCUGCAGGCGCCAUUAGCGCACAUAAGGAAUAUUAUAACAGACCAAAAUCAAAGACAUUUGCAUCGAUUGAUUCUUUUAGCCUCAAUAACAAGACCUUGGACCUGUACCAAAUUACUGUCUCAACAAAUCAUAGUAUGAAAGAUGUGAAAGACUUUAAUUUAUACUUUGUCGUGCCACCGGACAUUUUUGAAACAUUUCACCCGCAAAGAUACAAGACAGCCAAAGGUGAAGAUUGUCAGAAAAUUCCGGGAUGGAUUAAUAAUAUAACCCAAUAUGUACUAGAGAUCAACUUGGGAAUUAGUAAUAAAGGCGCGAAAAAACGAACUAGUGAUACAUCGGGAGAUGAUGAUAAUGAGAAAGCAUCAGAGAAGGAAAUGGAUAAUAAAGACAUAAAAAAACGGAAAACGGAAAAGAUUGAUGCGAUUUCGGAAGACGAUAGUGAUGCGAUGUUUGUAGAGGAUGAAAGUGGUGAGACGUCAAAAAAAGGAAAGAAUAAGAAAGACCAGAGCACAGAAUCAAAGACUCAUGAAAACUUAACCUCCGAAUAUUUGGAGUGGCAAACUAAAAUUAUUGUAUUGCCAGGUAUUUCAAUAGAUGAGAUUCGUCCCAAGUUAUAUAAAAAGUAUAAAAAAGAAACUGGCCUUGAUCCCUGGAAAAACGAUAAUAUGGAUAAAGCUCUAACUCCUGAAUAUUUGGAGUGGCACGCCAAAUUAACUGAUUUACCAAGCAUUUUGUCAGAUAAACUUCAUGAGAUUACUGAACUUAAAAAGGAGAACAUCAAAAUUAAAACUGAGAAUACAGAGUUAAGACAGGAUUUAGAUGAAUUUAAAAAAGAACUAGAGUCUAAGAAAAACUGUAAAUUUCAGGAAAAAUGUAUCCUAAUAGCUCAAGUAUUGCUUGGAGAAAAGCCGAUAAUUGAGUAUCGUCCUCCCUUCUUGAAUGGAUUGGAACUUGAUGCCUUCUUUCAAAAAUAUCAAAUCGCGUUGGAGGUACAAGGAGCCCAACAUCGGUUUCAUAAUACUAGCUGGUAUAAGGAUAUUAAAAAACUCGAAGAUAUUGUUAAUCGUGAUCGUCUAAAAAGAUGCAUGUGCCAAGAUAAUGGAAUUUUCCUACUUGAAGUGUGGUACGAUGAAAAUCCAGAAAAGGUCAUUCCGGAAAGAAUACAAAAAAUUAAGAACUUUGUUAAUCAAGCGUUUAAA
Messenger RNA from Racocetra fulgida, 1884 nucleotides. The record is from the annotation of a GenBank genome assembly. NCBI's taxonomy places the organism in Eukaryota, Fungi, Glomeromycota, Glomeromycetes, Diversisporales, Gigasporaceae.